This is a messenger RNA of Populus euphratica (Euphrates poplar), 645 nucleotides long. RefSeq names its product cell growth defect protein. NCBI's taxonomy places the organism in Eukaryota, Viridiplantae, Streptophyta, Magnoliopsida, Malpighiales, Salicaceae. The coding region runs from base 106 to 468 and encodes 120 amino acids. The record is from RefSeq and is a predicted model, not a curated record. The transcript is spliced from 3 exons.
CUUGUUGCUUACCCUUUCUUCAAACGACAUCGUUGCUUGCUUAGCCCGGCACCCUUCGCUAAAUUUGACAGCCUCUCUGCUGUGCUGAAUUCUUGCAGUUCGGCAAUGGAUGGCACCAAAAGAACAGGCUACGUGUGGGCAAUAUCUGCUGGAUUAAAUGCUGCUUUUGCUGCCAUUGCUGCAAAAUUCUUUUCAUAUCAGGCGAUUAAAUAUGGUUUGGUUGUGUUAUUUAAUGUGACAAUGUGGGGAUGUUACGUUAACAGCCUCAAAGCUCUUUCAUCCCUGCAAGCCACGGUGACAAACUUUGCUGCGAAUUUCCUGUCUUCUGGUUUUGCUGGAUUCUUUUUGUUCAAGGAGACGCUUUCAGUUCAGUGGUUCGCAGGAGCCUUGCUCAUUGUAAUUGGUGUGGUCAUACUCAGCAAGUCAAGUAUAGAACGCAAGGAAAGCAUUGAUCAGAAGCUUGACUAGGGGUUAUGCAUGUCUGGAUUCUUUUGAUUCACUUUGUCUAAAUAUUUCGAUCGGUAUUGAGAUGGUUUUGUUCUCAUUUAUGAAAAUUAUCAGUGUAUCUCUGCGAGUUUGAAGGACAUUGUGGCUGUUGUGUGUAAAUCCAAUGCAGUCUGCUAAUGGCGCAAUCUUUCAUAAGCU